GACGCUUUCUCAAUCCCAUUUGGAAGAGAAUACUCUUCCCGUAUCGAAUCCUUGUCUCGGUUGCUCUUGCAAUUUCUAACGCUCUGUUUGUUCCUCCUUUUCGAAGCCUUGGAUUCGAUUUUGCGCUACUGUUCUGAUCUCCUCAUCUUCACCUUUUGCCGAUUCUCCCUUUCCGUCUCCGAACAAGAUUUUCAAUCCCAUCCACGGAGCAGGAGCACGAGUAGAGCUUCGAUCAGAUUCUCUGUUUUCCACUCCAAUCAUGGCGUCUACUGAUGUUCUUAAACGACAAGAGAAUCGCUUUACAUUUCCCUCUCUCAGUGAUCCACUCAAAGGUGAUAUGGAUUCUCGGGAUAUGUCAAUCGAGAAGAAGAUAGAAUUUCUGGAGAGCUUGACAGGGAAGGUUACUAAUAGGAAGACUCGUAGAUGGUUAAAUGAUCGUCUUUUGAUGGAGCUUGUUCCUCGUUUGAAUGCUGAAGAAAUUAGAGGCUUGUUUGCUCCACCACCUUGGGGUGACAAUGUACGGCCCACAACAUUCUCCACGACUAAUGCAGGAGACUGGGACAAGUUUAGGAGUAUUGACAUGGAUAAAGAGGCUAAGUUCAUUGGAGUCUUGGAGAACUCAUCCAUUAAGAGAAAGGGUCAUAUUGAUGCAGACAAAGUGGCUUUCUUGAAUGCCUGGCGCAGAAUUGAGUGUCAAACGAGAGAAGCACUUCGCCGUAGCUUUCUUCCAGAGCUUGUCGAAGCUUUUGAGAAUAGCAUAAGAUCAUUCGUUUUGGACAGUAGUAAAGAAGAUGUCCUAACGUUGCGGGUUCGAGACCCAUUCCGCAGAUUAUUGCUACAUGGAGUUUGUGAGGUCGAUGCGUUCACUGACACUCCCUUCAAGGGAAAUCCGGCGGCUGUUUGUCUAUUAGAGGAAGAAAAAGAUGAUAAAUGGCUGCAGGAUUUGGCCGCUGAGUUCAAUAUCUCAGAGACGAGUUAUUUGGUUCGCAUAAACGAGGAAGAAGAAACCGAUGGUUCGCUCAAGCCGCCCAAGUUUGGCCUCAGAUGGUUCACUCCUGUUACUGAGGUUAACCUCUGUGGUCAUGCAACAUUGGCGGCUGCACACACACUCUUCUCAACUGGUUUAGUAAAUUCAGACAUCAUUGAGUUUUCAACGCUUUCAGGAAAACUAACUGCUAAAAGGGUUCCGGAGGUCAAGCCAAAUGGGGUUUCCAAUGUCCAUAACGGUGAAGCACACGAGAGUUACUUUAUUGAAUUGGAUUUUCCAGCAAUCUCGUCGAUUGAAGUCGAUUCUGCUGAUGUUUCUUCAGUCUCCCAAGCGUUGAAUGUUGCUUCUAUGAUUGACAUAAGGAUGACUGUCUCAAAGAAUUUGGAUAAUAUCUUGGUUGUUCUUCCUUCAGAAAAAGAAGUAAUAGAUUUUGAACCUAACUUUGAUGAGAUACGAAAGUGUCCCGGAACUGGGGUAAUCAUAACUGGAGCACCUCUUGGUGAUUCAAAGUUUGAUUUUUAUAGCCGAUUCUUCUGCCCCAAAUAUGGGAUCAACGAGGACCCUGUAUGUGGUAGUGCACAUUGCUCCUUGGCAGUCUAUUGGGCCAAAAAGUUGGGAAAAUCUGAUUUUGUGGCUUAUAUGGCAUCACCUAGAAGUGGAAUAUUGAAUAUCCAUCUAGACGAGCAGAAAAAGAGAGUUCUGUUGCGAGGGAAAGCUAUUACUACCAUGGAAGGUGUUGUUUUAGUUUGAAGCUUUGGCGUUAGAUGUCACAAUCAUGCUCGUCCAAAGCGUGUUGCCCAUGGCCAUCCCAUGACAAGCCCAACCUUGUAUGUCUUUUCAUAUUCUAGUGUUUUACUUUUGUAUUUCUAAGAAGAAUGACGUUUCAGAAAUAUCAUAUCUAGGCCCGUUAGACAUGAAAUGCCCUUAUGUCUUUUCAUAUUCUAGUGUUUUACUUUUGUAUUUCUAGGAAGUAUGACGUUUCAGAAAUAUCAUGUCUAAGUUAGACAUGAAAUGUCCCAGAAUGUAUUAUUGGGGGAUACAACUAGUUGUCAACUUCUCCCUAUCUAAGGUUAUAUAUUGUGAGCCGUUGUUAUUUC
Molecule: messenger RNA, 2085 nt
Organism: Cucurbita moschata (crookneck pumpkin)
Lineage: Eukaryota; Viridiplantae; Streptophyta; Magnoliopsida; Cucurbitales; Cucurbitaceae
Exons: 11
Coding region: 260-1738 (492 amino acids)
Biological process (GO): biosynthetic process
Cellular component (GO): cytoplasm
Molecular function (GO): isomerase activity; nucleic acid binding
Source: RefSeq, a predicted model, not a curated record